AUGAUACGACUAAGAUGCCUUCGAGCUCACUACUCGACUAAUAAAAUUGCAGGUCCAAGCUUGAUUUCAUUAAGCAGCUCAAAAAGCUACAAAGAAUCGUUGUCGGCCAAUUCAACUCUUGCUCAAUUGGUAGAGGCUUAUCGAUCUGGCAAUUUAAGGGUCGCAGAAGAUGUUCAGGGCAAUUCGGCAGAGAUAAACUCCAACAGAUCAUUACCUAUGACCCUAUUUCCCAAAGUACAGGUAUUUUCCGAUGUAAUGAGUGAUCCUAAAGUGGGCGAUUGGAGGAAGCCAAUGACAAAAUGGUUUCGCCUGGGUAAAACCGUCUUGAAGAUGUAUCUUAAUGGCAUACGAGAUACUUGGAAUGUUCACAAGGAAUCAAGGGAAACUCUUGACAAGUUUGCUAAACACCAGCCGCUGGUGACACAACUGUAUAGAGACCUGGAGUUCCGAGAAAUCGAAUCACGAAUAAAAUCAACUGGGCCUGUUCAACUGGCAAUUACCAGAAAAGAAUUCCAGGAAGUACACAGACGAAAAGAAUUUUGGAAGCUGCCAUCAUUUUUUGUUCUCUUUAUUCUUUUCGAGGAAGCUCUGCCUUUCAUUUGUUACUUCAUUCCAUCCAUCGUGCCUUGGAACUGUUUGACACCCGGUGCGUUUAAAAAGUUAUCAGAAGUCCGUAUCUCCUCACAGAAGUUUCUUCCGUGCAAGAGUUCCGAGACGCCGGCUCCAGAUUACGUUUCUCCUUACGCAAUGCCUUUGACGAACGUAACCGAGCUACUUAGAAGCUUCAAACUAUUGCCAAGGUGGAAAUCAAUAAUCUACAACUGGUUUGACAAUAAAGUUGAGCCUUGCGAAUCUUUGGCCCAGUUUCAUCAAUAUUUGGUGUUGGACGAUUGGUUUCUUCUACAAAGCAUGCUAAGCAAAGAAAAACAAACUACGCUUACGGAGAAAGAGCUCAUCAAUGCAAUUUUGGAAAGACAGCUUUAUGAGCCCGGAGAAAAUUUGAAUAGUUUGGCACGCGAAGAAGCAGGACGCAAAGUGUUGUUAUGGCGUCUCUUUAUCUAUUGGGCCUUCAGGUUUCAAGACACAAUAGUGGCGGGUGGUUCAAAGACAUUUUCCGAAGUAUGGGGCGUCAAUAAUGUAGGAAUUCUAAAUUUUCCAGGCUCUCAAAAACUCUUGAAUAAGACAAGUUUAGACAAUCUUGAAAUUUGA
Molecule: messenger RNA, 1209 nt
Organism: Lachancea nothofagi CBS 11611
Lineage: Eukaryota; Fungi; Ascomycota; Saccharomycetes; Saccharomycetales; Saccharomycetaceae
Source: the annotation of a GenBank genome assembly